Marchantia polymorpha subsp. ruderalis is the source of this 3634-nucleotide messenger RNA. Lineage: Eukaryota; Viridiplantae; Streptophyta; Marchantiopsida; Marchantiales; Marchantiaceae. The record is from the annotation of a GenBank genome assembly.
CCGCUCUGAAGUCUGCAUUGCUGCAGCAGAUGGAGCUUCGUUGAAUGAUUCGGCCGAACCCGAACAUUUGUCCUCUAUUUCUCCGUUUCUUUCCUCAUUUCUCCGGGGUUUCUAAGUUCUGGGUUCUAAGUUCUAGUUUGGAUCCGAAACCGGCAGACUGUGUGCUAGUGCCGCCAUGGUUGAAAGCGUUUUAGCCCCAAGAUCUCCCUUACUUGGUCUGAACAGCUUGCAACAGACCGUAGCUAGAUAUGGUGGCCCAGAUAGCUGGCGCUUUCUAGCUUUUCUCUCGUCCGCUGUCUUAGGACGGUUUGUUUUUUCUGGGCUUGAUUCACCGACGUGGGUAAAUUGAGAGUGCGCAGAUUCGGCAGACGGGAGAUUGAAGGGAGAGGGAGCUUUUUAGCGUCGUAGGGCUGGUCGCAGAGGAGAUGAACCAGGGUAUCGGCCGAAGUACCACGGAACGAUACUCUGCAGUCUGGAAGAUGGAGAGAGCAAGUGCCCAGUCUGAGCAGAUUCGCAGCAGCAGUGAGGCAUAAAUUGAGUCGAAGACAGUUCGAUCGAUUGAGUCGGACUGGGAGUUGCGGAAUUCUGAACUCGCCAUGGGAAUGUUUGGAAUUCCCUCCGCGGGCUAAAUUAGACCCCGAGGCGUGGCAUCAGCAGGCGCAGCUGCAGUUGUGGGGGAGGGAAGGCGGGCCGGUGCGAAGGAAUUGGAGCGGCAGCACAAAAAUUCGAGAUGGGCAACACUCGAUCGAAGGAGGAGCAGAUGCUGUUCGAUGAAAACGGAGAGAGGGAGCGCGGUUUCGACAAGCAGCUUUUUCUCUCCCUGAAAGUCCACCAGACGGAGGGCAAUGUCAUGCCCACCGAUUACUCGCCCUACGUCACAGGCUCCUUGCCCUGCUUGGGCAGCUGGAACCCGUCCAAAGCGGUUGCGCUGGAACGGCAGACCACCAACAUGUGGGAGCUCAGCUUCGUCAUACCCGCCGAUCAUGAUACGCUCGAGUUCAAGUACCUACUGAAGCCGAAGCAUGACAAGGAGUCGUACAUUCUGGAGGAUGGGGCGAACCGAGUGCUCACGGGCGGGCGAAUGGACGGAGACGCACCGCCCAUAGCCUCAUUCAAAUUGCCCAUUCUGGACCCGCUGGAAUUCCCCGUCACCAUCAAAGCUGAUCCAGUGUCGCCCUUCACGUUGGCCGCAAGUUGGCGAUUGCAUAUGGAAAAUCUGCAAUCCCACGGUACCAUGGUGCGGGGCAUUCCUGAUGUCAGCAUAAGUGGCGUAUCCGCUACUCUGCCUGCCAGAAAGCUCACUGGAUCGCAGGCGCUCGAGCUCGACCUUGAGCAUUACGAGAUACCGACCCCGGCUUCUGGCCCUACGGGAGCUCAGUACGUCGCGAACGCGGCCGAGGACCCCCGUGGCCUGCAGCUGCAUCGCUCUGCAUCGGUGCCUGUCCCCGUUUCGGAAAAUCGGAACCGAAUGAUCAAGCGGCUGGACAGCAACGUGUCCCGAGAUCGUUGUGUGUCAAUUAAGGAUUUGGUGGUGCUAGGUGGUGCCGAAUCGUCCCUACCGACGACCGCACCCACUACUCCUGGUGAAUCGAAGACAGUAGGAACAGACCCAUUUUCGCCCCGGUUCACGCAAGAUCACCAGGGAAUAUAUGUGGAUAAAGGCGUUGGAAGUUCCCCGAGGAUCUUCCGAGUGAACACGGACGUCAGUUUGAUGGACGGAGAUACGUAUUUGGACAGCGACGAGACAGAGGAUAUGCCCGAAGCUGCUGGGGCAGUCGCCGCAGCUGCUGUAGCAGAUCGCUUACUGGGUCCCAAGGAGCGGAGACAGUUGGCAAUUGUGCUGGUGGGUUUGCCAGCAAGAGGCAAGACAUUUACAGCGGCGAAGCUGACUAGAUAUCUGCGCUGGUUGGGGCAUGACACGAAACACUUCAAUGUUGGAAAGUAUCGCCGCCUCAAGCAUGGGUGUAGUCAGUCUGCAGACUUUUUUCGAGCAGAUAAUCAAGAAGGUGUGGACGCAAGAAAUGAGGUAGCUAUUCUUGCCAUGGAGGAUAUGCUUGCUUGGAUGGCAGAAGGCGGUCAGGUUGGUGUUUUUGAUGCUACCAACACCACUAAUGAGCGGAGAAACUUACUGAUCAAGUUGGCCGAAGGCAAGUGCAAGGUGAUUUUUUUAGAGACUAUAUGCAAUGAUCGGUCUGUUAUCGAUCAUAAUAUUCGUUUGAAAAUACAGCAAAGCCCCGACUAUUCUGAUAUAUCAGAUUAUGAGGUUGCUCUUCAAGAUUUCAAAACACGUUUGGAGAAUUACGAACGGGUUUAUGAACCAGUGACGGAAGGCUCAUACAUCAAGAUGAUUGACAUGGUUAGCGGUCAAGGUGGUCAAAUGCAGGUCAGUAAUAUAAGCGGAUACCUUCCUGGUCGAAUAGUUUUCUUCUUGGUGAAUACGCACAUCACUCCCAGACCCAUACUAUUAACUCGACAUGGCGAGAGUGCAGAUAACGUCAGGGGUCGAAUUGGUGGCGAUCCUGUCCUUAGUGAAGCGGGAGAGAAGUACGCAUCAAAACUUUCUGAUUUCGUGGAGAAAAGAUUAAAGACCGAGCGAACGGCUUCUAUAUGGACAAGCACGUUGCAAAGGACUGUGCUCACUGGACGACACAUUGUUGGGUUCCCCAAGGUUCAAUGGCGCGCCCUAGAUGAGAUAAAUGCAGGUGUAUGCGAUGGAAUGACAUAUGAAGAAAUAAAGAUCGACAUGCCAGAAGAAUAUGCCGCUAGAAAGCUGGACAAGUUGAGGUAUCGGUAUCCUCGUGGCGAAUCUUACUUGGAUGUUAUUCAGAGAUUAGAACCAGUGAUCAUUGAACUUGAGAGACAGCGGUCUCCAGUUGUGGUCAUCGCUCAUCAGGCUAUUUUGCGAGCUCUUUAUGCGUACUUCGCUGAUAAACCACUGAAAGAGGUGCCACAUAUUGAGAUGCCUCUACAUACUAUCAUAGAGAUUCAGAUGGGUGUUACUGGUGUACAAGAAAAGCGGUACAAACUCAUGGAGUAAAUGUACAGCAAUAUUACGAAAACUCUCAUAAUAGCAGCUCAAGUUCCAUGCGAAUGGAUACUUGAGUGUUCCAGGUUCAAGUUUUAGAUCGCAAGUUUUUUGGAGAAAGUUUUGUCAGAUUGUAGGCAUGUGAUUUGCGGAAUCGGGACGUAGGGAUAGUUGAGGAAGCCUCUAAUCACGACCUCAACGUUGUUCAGAAGUGAACAGAUAGGGAGUUGCGAGAGCUGAAGGCCCACAGACAGUAAAUUUCUGUACAAUGCUGUAUCUAAUUUGUAAACAUUUUUUUUAUGUGAAGCUUUUUCAAGUUUUCGCGAGAGAUGCUGGAGUUUUGCCCAGCUAAUCCUGCUUACAAGUCACUUACAAAGCGCAGAUGGUUGUUCUCGAACCCCCUUUACCUGAAGCGUCUCAAGUCACCGAUUGGAGCAAGUGGAAGCUUAUCUAUUAAUAUGGAUGUGCUUAAGGUUUUGAGCAUCUUCUCCCCUACUUUUGUGCCAGACGACAUCAAGUAAGAAGAUAACUGAGUAGGACAUCUCCCUGAAACCGGGGAGUAAUUAUGGAGUCGAUGAUAUGCAAGUAUUACCUAACCUUGGACAUGUG